GUGUGUGUGAGAGGAUGGAGGCUGGGCCUGAGCCAACAUUACAAAAAGUGAGGCAGUUGGACAAAGCAAGGGGACGACUGGACGCUUGGCGCAGAAGGAAGACUCCUGCCAUCGACGACCCGUAUUACAAGCGAAAAGAGAGGAUCUUCUGUCCAGAUGAGAGAGUGGACUGAGUUGGAGAUGAGCUUUUCGGCAGGGGGGUUUCUCUCCGCCUCGGAUGGUUACUGCUCCACAGAGCAGCAGCUGCAGUACUAUGACUUGCUGGCUGACCCUCUGGGCUACCCCCUGCAGGACCCUGACCUCCAGCUGCUCCCUUACAGCCAACAACAGUACAGCCAUGCCAACCUGCCCUUCUCCCUCUACGGCUCUCCACCCUCCUCCACCUCCUCCCCCUCCUCCUCCUCUUCUUCCUCCUCACAGCCCUGCCACCCUGCCUACCACUACAGCCCUCACUGCCUGGAGGCCCCCUGUGAUCCCAACCCCGAGCCGCACUGCGGGGGCCUAGUCCAGGGCCUCGGGGCCGCGGGGCUGCCCCUGGGGCGGAGGACGCGGGUGGGCAUGGGAGGAAAGAGCAGAGGUCAGGACGAGCUGUGCGUGGUGUGCGGUGACAAAGCGUCCGGGUAUCACUACAACGCUCUCACCUGUGAGGGAUGCAAAGGUUUCUUCAGGCGUAGCGUGACUAAGAAGGCAGUGUAUCACUGUAAGAGCGGCGGUGGCUGCGAGAUGGACAUGUAUAUGAGGAGGAAGUGCCAAGACUGUCGGCUGAGGAAGUGCCGGGCUGUGGGGAUGCUGGCUGAGUGCCUUCUGACGGAGGUGCAGUGCCAGUCCAAACGACUCAGGAAAGGAGGCAAAGGCCGAGGACAGGAGGAAGAGGAGAGCGCAGACAGCAGGAGGGUCAGCUCCAGCAGCAGACUACCUGCACAGGCUUUGUCUGCCACUCUAACCCGAGAACAGAAGUACAUUGUGGACAGGAUGGUGGAGGCCCAUCGCCUGUACAGAGCACAGGACAGCAGCCACUGCAGGUUGUUUGAUUGGCCGUGCACAGAAGAAGGGGAGGUGUUGUCUGAUGUUGUGUCACCUCACCUGCAAAGACUGCUACAGUUUGCCAGGACGGUGCCAGGUUUUGACCUCCUGGAUUACUCAGACCAGAGCUCUCUCUUGUCCAUCUCCUCCCUGGAGGUCAUGUUCUUGCUCUCCGCUCAGCACUUCUGCCACAACCCAACAAGCCCCAGUCCAGUCAUGCAGCUAUUCAGCAUGUCAACACACAACUGGCUGAGGAAUGUAGAGUCAAAGGAAAACAUCCACAGCAGGACAUUGGUGAACUCAGGAGGCAGCGAGGAUCUCUUCGGGCCGGUGCUCAACUUCUUCCAUAGCAUGGCGACGCUGAGGGUGACGGAGGCUGAAUACACCCUGCUCACUGCUACAGCUCUGCUCUGCUCAGACCGUGCAUCCCUGCAGGCGGCCGGCUGUGUUGAGAAGAUGCAGGAACUGAUCCUGGACCUGCUGUCCAGGGUGUGUGGGUCCCAGGCUGGAGCUGCGCGAGGAGGACCGCAACGGUUCGGCCGUCUGCUGGGCAGACUGACGGAGCUACGAACCCUUCGUCACAACUACCUCCUCCUGACAAGACAGCAGCCUGGACUCUGAUGGAGAGAGGACGUACCAGAAAUCUGAAAAAUGGCCACUACCAUCCCUGAGGAGUUUCAAGGACUAAAUGGUCCCAUAUGAGCUGAGAAACUCUAGAGAAAGAUUUUGGAUAUGCAUCGCAGUCUGAUCAGUAUCACCUGAUACUGAUCAGACUGUGAUGGAUUCUUUGGCUCGCUGUUGUUUUUUUUGCUCAGUUGACUUCGGUUUAUUCAGUCCUGCAGCCAUUGAGUUUUAGCCUCUAAUGGGACAGAAGCAUGUUUGUGGACUGCUGUAGUUUGUUUGGACAAAAGAUAUUUUAUAGUCUUUUUAUAACUGUUGUAUACAGCUAGCAUGUAAACUUACAGUACUUUUUACUAUGCUGAGUAUUGUUACAAUAAACAAAAAUGCAGACUGAUGUCCACUGGACAUCAUUUU
This is a messenger RNA of Acanthopagrus latus (yellowfin seabream), 2058 nucleotides long. It is a transcript of the gene nr1h5, whose product is annotated as nuclear receptor subfamily 1, group H, member 5. Lineage: Eukaryota; Metazoa; Chordata; Actinopteri; Spariformes; Sparidae. Gene Ontology annotation, biological process: positive regulation of transcription by RNA polymerase II; bile acid signaling pathway; negative regulation of transcription by RNA polymerase II. The record is from RefSeq and is a predicted model, not a curated record. Bases 157 to 1644 code for a protein of 495 amino acids. The transcript has 11 exons. Gene Ontology annotation, molecular function: nuclear receptor activity; RNA polymerase II cis-regulatory region sequence-specific DNA binding; zinc ion binding.